AAUUGUGCAUGAAGCCUGCUACGCUUCAUUUGGUGCUUCGUCUGGCGUACUCCUACCUUGUAAUCCUACCAACUUUAAAACACAAAAGAUUCAAUUUUAAAAUAAUGGUGCCGAGGACACUGUACUUGUCAUGCUGACCGUCACAGGGUUGGUAGCACUCCUAGCUACAUUCGCUGUUGCACUCACUCCAAAUCAGUGCAAUCUGACGGUUCUGUACGAGUCUCACUGUUCUGACAGUCGGAAGUUCAUACGCAACGUUCUUGCCCCGGUCUGGCCCUUGUUGGAGACGCAUUGCACUCUCGAGCUGGUUCCUUUUGGGAAAGCACGGAGUAAUGAAUCCGGCUUUGUCUGUCAUCAUGGAGAAAAAGAGUGUAAAAGUAAUAUGGUGAUGUCCUGUGCUAUGAGAAAUCUAUUAUCAAGUCGGCAGCAGAUGGACUUCGUCAGCUGUUACAUGGGUGACCCAGAUUACGGCGGCAUUCAGUGUGCAGAGAAGACUGGAUUGUCGUGGGCGGACGUAAAAGCCUGCAUGCAGUCAGGUGAAGGAACACAGCUCCAAAAAGAGGCAGAGGCAAAAAGUUACGCUACUCGAAUUUCCCACUAUGUACCAACAGUAGUAAUAAAUAAAGUAUACAAACCGACAGAGCAGAAUGAAGCAGUGAGAGGGAAGUUUAAUGAAGUUAUGUGUAGAUAUACACGAAGUUCUGACAUAUGUUCUCUGGCGUGAUUUAUAAAAAUAAAUUUUUUUGUUUA
Molecule: messenger RNA, 750 nt
Organism: Homalodisca vitripennis (glassy-winged sharpshooter)
Lineage: Eukaryota; Metazoa; Arthropoda; Insecta; Hemiptera; Cicadellidae
Product: gamma-interferon-inducible lysosomal thiol reductase-like
Exons: 5
Coding region: 131-724 (197 amino acids)
Molecular function (GO): oxidoreductase activity, acting on a sulfur group of donors, disulfide as acceptor
Source: RefSeq, a predicted model, not a curated record